ACAGAAAUGUCAUUUUAUGUUGUCAACAAUUUGUCAUAAUGGAAGAAAAGGUUGAAACUGAGCAAGUUGAAGACAAAUCCGAAGAAUUUUCAGUUGACUUCAUCUACGGAGCUGGAGAUCACGAAAACGAAAUUGAACAAAAAAAUGACGAAACUAAUUGCAGCAGCAAUUUCGAGAUAUUCGAUUCUCUGGACCCUCAAGAUGAAACUUGGAAAAGAGCGGAGUUCAAGAAGAAAUUGAACAGUCUAGGACCUGAUAUAUUCAAGCAUCCUAAGUUGGCCGCCAAAGUAGAACCGUUCAAACUGGAAUGGGCAUUUGGAUUCAACAAAGAUGCUACCGUCAUCAACUUAUGUCAUGCAGGUUCACAAAUACUGUUUUUCAAUGCAACACAAUGUGGCGUUAUAUACGAUGUAAAGCAAAAGCAAAUGAAGUUUCUUCAAGGACAUCCGAACAAAGUCGUUGCUGUCUCUUCUACGAGCAACGGAAAGAUUCUUGUUUCUGCCGAUUCAGGACCGGACAACAUAAUCAUUAUUUGGCAGAGUUUGGACCUCACCCCACUGAUAAUAAUUUUCGAUCCUUAUAACGGCUACAGCAUCUUGAACGUAGCAAUGAGCCCCAAAGGUACCUAUGUGGUGUCCGUGGGCGAAUGUGACGAAGAAAAUAUCAGGAUCGACUUCAGACUAUGGGCGGAAGGGAAGGAAGAACCUGACGGCCAAGUCUACCUGGAGAACUACUUCGGCAAGGUGCUGAAGAUAACUUUCAACCCGAAUAACGAGUACCAGUUCGCCGUUCUCUUCGAAAGGGCCUGCGCCUUCUUCCACUGGGACGAAGAGCAGAAAGUCCUCCGAGAACCGGAGAUACCCACCGUUAAGUACAGGGGCAAGGUGGGCUAUCUGACCGACGCGACGUAUGUUGAGAAGAGCCGCGAGGCCAUGGUCACCACAUCGGAGGGGUGCGUCAUCAUUUUCGGCAACACCCUGUACUAUAAGGAUUUCGACCCGCACGAGAUCGUGAACAUCUCGAUUACCGUCAAGAUAUGCAAGAUUUCGAAGGUGUCUGUGAACACCAUCGAUUCGGCAGACACUGUGAUCGCCACAGGAGACGAAAAGGGCGUGGUGAACAUCUUCGACAAGCGACUACGCCUACUCUUCUGGUACAACCAAUACCUGGGCGACCCGGUAUACACCAUCAGGUUCGACAUGCAGCCCAGAAGCUACCUCAUAUCCAGACUUUGCCUGAACGAAGUGGUCCAGCUAGGCGUGGAAGAAAACGUGGAUCUUUUUGAUGACGAGCUAUUUCAGGACGAUUCGGAAAAGUACGAGGUCAUAUACAGGGACAAGCUGAAAAGGGACGCCUCUCCUUUUGGUGAACGAUGGGUUAUAAGGGAUUUUAUUGUAGUUCAAACGCAGACGGUACGAUUGGUUGAUUUCGUCCGAGACAAGCACACUAUUAUUUGCGAAAGAGGACAUGGCCCUGUUGGUGCUUUAACGGUGCACGAUGAAUUCACCUACCUGGCAGUUGGUUACAAGAACGGCACGAUAUGUCUAUUAAAUUAUAUGGACAACUUCUUGCACGUCAAGUACUCCUUGCCGGAGGCUAUAGAUGAGGAGGAACAGAAGGCCAUGAUAACUUGCAUGGAAUACUCUCCUAAUUCCUUGUUUUUGGCAUGCGGAAGAAGCAACGGGGAAAUAUGGAUUUUGGAUCCAAUAUUGUUAACGCCAAGACAAGAAGUGAUUACUGUAUCUAACUAUUCCAUAGAAAGGAUAGCCUUCUCUCAUGACAACGAUCAGAUCGCUUUCUGCAACAGUCGUACCACUGUGUACUUGCUGACCUAUGAAAAACACGAGUCUAUGUGGGUGUUCAUUGGAAAGUCAAGGUCGCAUUACAAGACUAUAGCCUCAAUGUUCUUCCAGGCGACUGAUCCUAAGCAUCUAGUCACCUUAGGGAUGGACAGAUACAUGAUCACUUACAACAAUAUCGACAUUCAAUUAGGAGACGACUUCCAGCCAACGCUGAAAGUGAGGAUAGACCAAACGGCUGUCCCAUUGUCUUGCGAGGUCUAUCCACCCAAACACAUGAAGUCAACGUACAGAUAUUUCAUCCUGGCAGACGAUCAACAUAAAUACAAACUGCUGAACGAGGAAACGCAGAUGUGCAGAUUGGUGGCCUUGGGACCUGCCUACGGCUGUUACAAAGACACCCCAGUCACAAAGAUCAAAUUGCUUCCUGAAAGAGACGAUGAUUAUCUGGUCUUCAUGACGAAGAAACAUUUCGGCUUGCAAAAACUGCCCAUCUCAGGAAAUCCUUACAGUUUUGUGGGGUGUUUUGGGCAUCCAGAAGAGCUUAUGGAUUUUGUAGUUAGCGGAGAUGGAGACCAUGUGUUCACAGUUGGAAAAGAUGACGCCACUGUCCUUCGAUGGAGAACUGAGACCAGAGGUGUCGACCUAAUGCAAAACCUGGGCGGUGAGGACUUUGAGCCUUUCUAUUGUGUCAUUGAAGGUGGAAAGAAUGGAUUUUUAUUCCAAGAGAUGCAAGACCUAUUCUUUUACAUGCAAAUUUUACACGAAGGAGAAAAUUCCACUCUGCCUAGGAGGGUCAGCGAUAAACUAGCCGUAGCGGAACUUCCUGAUCUUAUGAGGGCCUGCGGAUAUUAUCCCACAGAUUUCGAAAUCGAGACUUUCAUAGUUGACAUAAAGUAUAGAGAUUUCGAUGAAGACGGGUCCAUCAGAGAGCUUAUAUCGUUUCUUGAGUUUGUCAGACUGUAUGUGAAUCACAAGCCAGUGUACGGGUACUCGCUUGCCAAUCUGGAAAAUACAUUCAAUACUUUUGUCGAGAGCAUAGAAGAUUCCAUGCCUGGUAGUAUAAGAAGAGACGAUUUUUUGGAAUUACUGACGGAAGAAGGAGAACCUUUCACAUUAUCUCAGAUUAAUAAGUGCAUGGAAAUUUUGUUGGGUGCUCAAGGUGCCUCAGAAGGUGGACAUUAUCUGUUUGAUUUCAUUCCUGAGAACAUAGAUUACGAUAUUUUCAUUGACGACAUUCUAGGAAUUGAUAUGAAUAGGGACAAAAUUGAUGUGGGAGACACUGAUACUAAAUCUGAAAAUGCCUCUACUUCGACUUCUAGCUCGAAGGAUGGGAUACUGAGACACAAAUGCUCUGUGUUCUGAACACAAUCAGAUGCCAAUUGACAGUUGUGAGUACUUUUGUUCCGUAAGCUCACUGUUUUUUAUUUACGCAAUUCAUAAGAAAUGUGAACUCGAGUGAUAAUUUUCAAUAUUGGGGGUAGGGCAUGGAAAGUUGGUUCAUUUCAAGUACUUUAAUGUUUAGUGUUCGUGCGAAGGGACUGAAAAAGGGCAGUUGAAGAAUGGAAAACAGUUCACAACCAACUACAAAUUCUGUAAAUAAGGGGUGUGGUCCAAAUACUCGAAUAUCUAUACAUGUAAAU
Harmonia axyridis is the source of this 3442-nucleotide messenger RNA. RefSeq names its product cilia- and flagella-associated protein 251-like. Gene Ontology annotation, molecular function: protein binding. NCBI's taxonomy places the organism in Eukaryota, Metazoa, Arthropoda, Insecta, Coleoptera, Coccinellidae. The transcript has 21 exons. Gene Ontology annotation, cellular component: motile cilium. The record is from RefSeq and is a predicted model, not a curated record. Bases 39 to 3164 code for a protein of 1041 amino acids.